AUGGCACCACCAUCAAUCCCAUCUCCAUCACCGUCCUCAAGAUUCAAGUACGUGAAACAUGCGUAUUAUUUCAUACUCUCCAACAAAAUGAAUAUCUUGUUUGCUUCCUGCGUAGCCUUCCUGGCCGGAGCUCCCGCUUGUCUUCAUGUUCCCCACUCAAACCUUCCUCCAUUGUUGCUCUUACCUUCGUGCUUAGCCUUACUGUUCCUAGCGCGCUACUUCUUCAUGAACAGACCCACACAAGUAUACCUAGUCGACUUCGCAUGCUUCAAACCAGCACUCACUUGUCUUUGUAACAAGGAGAUGCUUCUGGACAGGGCUGAACGUGUGGGUUUCUUGUCGGAAGAGAGCUUGAAGCUCGUGAGGAAGAUAGUGGACAGGUCUGGUUUGGGACCAAACACGUAUGUCCCUGAGGCGUUGUUGGAGGUUCCUCCAAAUCUGGCUCUGGUGGAGGCGAGGAAGGAGACAGAGACAGUGUUUUUCGGAGCAGUCGAUGAACUUUUGGAGAAGACAGGAGUAGAUGCGAGGGACAUCGAUAUUCUUGUUGUGAACUGUAGUUUGUUUAAUCCCACACCAUCUCUAGCUGACAUGGUUGUGAAUCGUUAUAAGCUGAGAGGAAAUGUGUUGUGCUACAAUCUCAGUGGCAUGGGGUGCAGUGCUGGUGUUCUUGCUGCUGACCUCGCCAAUCACCUCCUUAAGGCUCAUCCAAACUCUUACGCGUUGGUACUGAGCACGGAGAACGGAAUAUCAAGCAUGUACUGGGGCAACAACCCCUCUAUGCUCCUCGUAAACUGCCUCUUCCGCAUGGGUGGCUCCGCCGCCCUCCUCUCCUCCCACCCCUCCGACGCCCGCCGUUCUAAGUAUCGCCUUGUCCACACCCUCCGCACCCACGUCGGCGCCGACGACAACAGCUACAACUGCGUCAUGCAGCAAGAAGACGACGAAAAUAAGGUCGGCGUUGCGCUUUCCAAAGAACUCAUGAACGUCGCCAGAGACGCCCUCAAAGUCCACAUCACAGCCCUCGGACCCCUCGUCUUACCCAUCUCCGAAAAACUCAAGUUUCUGGUUAAUCUGAUUCAGAGGAAGGUGUUGAAGAACAAGAUCGAAGGGUAUAUGCCAGAUUUUAGACUGGCUUUUGAGCAUUUCUGUAUUCACACGGGAGGGAGGGCAGUGUUGGACAGAAUGCAGAAGAGUUUGAAUCUGGAUGAUUGGUACAUGGAGCCCUCGAGAAUGGCGUUGUAUAGGUUUGGGAACACGUCUUCGAGCUCUGUGUGGUAUGAACUGGCUUAUUGUGAGGCUAAAGGGAGGGUGAAGAAAGGUGACAGAGUGUGGCAAAUGGCGUUUGGAUCUGGGUUUAAGUGCAACACUGCUGUGUGGGUGGCUCUGAAAACCAUUGAUCCUGCGUCUAACAAGAGCCCAUGGAGGGAUGAGAUUCAUCACUUUCCUGUUAAAGUAACCUCCUAA
Messenger RNA from Neltuma alba, 1464 nucleotides. RefSeq names its product 3-ketoacyl-CoA synthase 2. Lineage: Eukaryota; Viridiplantae; Streptophyta; Magnoliopsida; Fabales; Fabaceae. The transcript is spliced from 2 exons. The record is from RefSeq and is a predicted model, not a curated record. Gene Ontology annotation, biological process: fatty acid biosynthetic process. Gene Ontology annotation, molecular function: acyltransferase activity, transferring groups other than amino-acyl groups. Bases 1 to 1464 code for a protein of 487 amino acids. Gene Ontology annotation, cellular component: membrane.